AUGUCCAGGUCUAUGCUCCCUACUCAGCUACUUGUCGUUAUUGCUGGUCUUUUGCUCACAGACACUGUCACCAUCGAGGAUCUAGACAAGCAACACUUAAGCGAAACAGACCAGGUUGAUGCCGUCGUGAGGGAAGCGGAAGCAUCUUUGCAGAUAUUACAAGAGCAGGAUUCCCUUCAGAGUGUUUUGGCACGUGUGAAGUGGCAUCCCAGCGUCACUGCUAUGUUGCAGCCGCUACCGCUCAUCUUGGAGGACACUCCCGAUCAGAAGGACAUCACAAGCAAACUGGCUUUGCAGCUCUGGACAAACAUGCUUCAGCCAUCAUCCGCUCCAUCAGAGGACAUCACUAUUGCUUGUCCUACACAGGACCGACCCUUCCUCAGGACACAAGUGAACUCCCCCAAGAGCAGCAGCAGGGCCAUUUGGCAAAAAGCUCAGGGUAUGGGCACAGAAAUCCCCUGCAAGGACCGGCGACCAUCUCCGAAAAUACCAAAUUCGGUUCACGAGCUGAGACCGGCUGACAUCAAGGUGGUGGCUGCCGUGGGCGACUCUCUCACAGCAGGAAAUGGUGUAGGCGCAAAGUACGACAACCUUCUGCUAGUCAUCAAUGAGUACAGAGGUCUUUCAUGGAGCAUCGGCGGGGACGAAAACAUUGAAACGGUCACCACUCUGCCAAACAUUUUGAGAGAAUUCAACCCCUCCCUGACCGGCUUCUCUCAAGGAGUCGGCAAGCAGGACUCUCCCGCAGCUUUUCUCAAUCAGGCCGUGGCUGGAGCCAAGAGUGGUGAUGUGGUGGAACAAGUACGCACCUUAGUCGACAUGAUGAAAAACGACACGAGAAUCGAUUUCCAAAAUGAUUGGAAAGUGAUCACCAUGUUUAUCGGCGGCAAUGACAUAUGCGACUUCUGUACAGACACUGUGAUCUUCUCACCAAGGAACGUGGUCAAACGUAUCCGUCAAGCCCUGGACAUACUCCACCGUGAGGUGCCACGUGCGCUUGUUAACCUGGUAGAGUUGUUGUACAUUAUACCGCUGCGUCAGCUGCAUAAAGAUAAUGCGUUGGGAUGUCCCACCUGGUUUGUUAGGAUGGUUUGUCCUUGUGUACUGAAGCCGAAGGAUGGCUCAUUAGAACUCCAAAAGACGGAAGAAUUCAACAGAGCUUACCAGCAUGCGAUGCAACAGCUGGUGGAUUCAGGUCACUACGACUCUCACGACAACUUUACCGUCGUCUUGCAGCCUUUCUUCAGGGAGGUUUUCCUUCCUACGUUACCAAAUGGAAAGCCAGAUCGCUCAUACUUUACGCCCGACUGUUUUCACCUGAGCCAGAAAGCUCACACACUGAUGGCCCGAGCACUCUGGAACAACAUGUUAGAACCAGUGGGAAACAAGACCUCCACGCAAGACUUUAUGUCCGGGAUUGAUCUGAAGUGUCCCUCUGAGACGGCACCAUUCCUUAGAACAGCUGUUAACAGCAACUACACAUUUCCAGGACCUCCACCUCCACCAACCACUGCUCCGGUUAAUAACUGGGGAAGAGACUUCUCGUGUCCUAACACUGAACCAUCGGACUCACCACCCACUUCAGCUCACAGGGUCCGACCGGCUGAUAUCAAGGUGGUGGCUGCUCUUGGUGACUCUGUCACAGCAGGUUUUGGCGCUAAGGCACAGAAUCUGUUCCAGCUCAGAACUGAAUAUAGAGGGGUGUCAUGGAGUAUUGGUGGCGAUAAAAACCUGGAGACUGUUACUACUUUAGCCAACAUCCUCAGAAAGUUCAACCCUGAACUUAAAGGAAUGUCAAAGGGUCAAGGGAAGAAGAGGACCGGCUUCAACAUGUCUGCAACAGGAGCUAAAGUCGCGGGAAUUCCAGAACAAAUUAGACGCCUGAUUGACACAAUGAAAAAUGACACUACAGUGGAUUUUGCCCAUGACUGGAAGCUGGUAACGCUCUUCAUUGGUGGCAAUGACCUUUGUCAGUUCUGCAAUGAUCGUGCCUCAUUGUCACCUAAGAACUACAGCCAUCACUUGGUGACAAGCUUGGACAUUCUUUAUAACGAGGUUCCCAGGACCAUCGUCAACAUUCUGGAGAUCCUGCAGAUUGAAGACCUGCGUAGGAUCAAAAGAGACAGUAUCGGUUGCAACGUCAUUCAACCAUUGGCUUGUCCGUGCUUCUUACUACCAGGGGACGACUCUCCGGAGCUGGCGGAAGCAAAAAGAAUGAAUCGGGAAUUACAGGUGAUCACAGAGAAAGUGGCAUAUGGCGGUCGCUAUGACGACAGGGAAGACUUUGCAGUGGUGGUGCAACCCUUUUUCAGAAACUCCAUUGUUCCUUUGAAUGCUGACGGUCGACCCGACGUCUCCUAUUUCACCGAAGACUGUUUCCACUUCAGCGAACGGGGUCACGCCGACAUGGCUGUGGCCAUGUGGAAUAACAUGUUGGAGCCCGUGGGCAGGAAGCAGACGUUCAACAAUUUUACAAGUGGCAGAGGUGGUAUCAAGUGUCCUACAGAGGAGAAUCCUUACAUCUUUACAAGGAUGAACAGUGGACUCAGCCUGCCCUCAACUCACUGCCCCAUGGACAUCCCAAUUUGGCUUGCUGUGGUGCUCGCCGUCUCUGCUCUCCUGCUUGGCUGGGGCCUCACCUGGUUGGUGCUCACCUGGAGAAACAAGAGGACCAUGAGCACAGCAGUAUUAACAGUGGAGAUGAAGGCCACAGUGCUUUAA
Nerophis lumbriciformis (worm pipefish) is the source of this 2721-nucleotide messenger RNA. The record is from RefSeq and is a predicted model, not a curated record. NCBI's taxonomy places the organism in Eukaryota, Metazoa, Chordata, Actinopteri, Syngnathiformes, Syngnathidae.